UGGUGUGGAAGCAGCGGUGGAGCGCACACACACACACACACAGUCGGGAACUAAGCUAAACUAUGAGAGACUCGCAUCCUUUAUUUUAAGAAAGAUGGAACAAUGACGUCGAAUACGGAGCGACCUGGAAACGCAGAGUAGAACGCACGCCGGUGACGACGAGGAACUGGUGCGUCUUUGGCUCCGGAGGCACCAAACUUCAGUAAGGAGCUGAUCAAUUUAGAUAUAUAAAAAGAAGCACCUUCUCUGCAAGACUGAGCAUUUCCCCACUGACUGUUUCCUCUCGUGCAAAUCUUUGAUUACAUUGUGCUCUGAAGUGUGGGAAACGUGCGUGUUGCGCUCAUCACCCCCUUUAACCGUGCAAAUGCUGGGAUGGCUCGUGGCUCUGUGCAUUGUGGUCCUGGUGGUCCUGAUAUGGCCGGGCUCCAAAUAUUUUGGCACCGAGAGCCCCCCGGAUGAUCUGCUCCAAGGACUGGGGGUUCCACUGCAGGAGGCGAGGGACAAGACCGGGAGGUGCGUCUCGGAGCGGGAGGAGAGGGACGGCGCCCGGGCCGAUGAGAACGCGCGCACCGUGGCACUGGUCUGCAAACCGUCCGCGCUGGCCAACUACCUCUUGAAACACUGCAGGACUUUCAGCCAUUACUCGCCGUGCGUCGGCUGGACGUGGCGGGCCAGCGCCUUCCUCCAGAGCGCGUACGAGGCGUGCUGGCCCUACGACUGUCCGGUCCAGUUCGUGCGGGACAACCUGCAGCUGAGCGAUGACGGGCUGGUGGCCCUGGACUGGGCUGUGCCAUCCUACCAGAAGCGACGCAGAACUUCCAGCCACUCCACCAGUCCGAUUCUCCUCAUCAUCCCGAACUCCUUUGGGAAAAUCACUAGAAACGUGUUGAAGUUGUGUGAAGCGGCACUGUCCCACGGCUACCUGCCUGCCAUCUUCAACCGCCGCAGCCACAACAGCACCCCGCUCACCACCCUCAAGCUGCAGCAGUUUGGAGACCCGGCGGACCUGCGCGAGGCCGUGCGCUACAUUCGCCACAGGCAGCCGGCGGGGAGACUGUACGCAGUGAGCGAGAGCAGCGGGUCGGGCCUCCUCCUCUCGUACCUGGGGGAGUGCGGAUCGUCCAGUUAUCUGACGGCAGCCGUCUGCCUGUCGCCCAUGUUCCGCUGCCAGAGCUGGUUUGAGAACGGGCUGUGCUGGCCCCUGCAGUGGGCACUGGUGCUCUACCAGAAGAUUUCUCUCAGCAGGUACAGGACGGUGCUGGGAGAGACUAUACAGACAGACACCCUGUUUUCUAGCUGUUCCUUGCGGAGCCUGGAGGAGGCGAUGUUCUGUCAGACUGGACAUGCAGGCCCUGCACCAUCAGCAGCAGCAGCAGCUACAGGAAGCAGUGGUAGCACCAAUACAUCCGGUACCUGGGAGGUUUACUGGGAACAUAACGAGCCCUUGAGAGACGUGGACGAGGUGGCCAUUCCUGUUCUGAGCGUGUGCGCUCGGGAUGACCCGGUCCGCGGGGACACCCACACCACCAUACCCUUGGAGCUCUUUGAGACCAACCCACAUUUUUUUCUCCUCCUAACGGACCGUGGAGGUCACUGUGGUUUCUCCACCCAGUCUGAGGGGAGUGGUGCUGGUGCAUUAAGUGCAGCCGGCUCUCCAGCCGUGCCGAGCCGUGGGACCAGUUGGAGCCACAGAGCUCUGCUGGAAUUCUUCAGGGCGACCACAGACUUCUUUGCCGCUGAGGAGAGAGCAAAGCAGCUCGCCGCCAGGAGGAGGGGGCUGGGUGGGGGGGCAGGGGGCAGGCUUUUCCGGCACCGCAGCGUCAGUACAUGUAAAAAGGUGCCAGCGUGUUCCCAUAAUAUCCACGCCAUUUACAACUGGCAGAGGUCCUACACACGAUGAGGGAGCUUAAUGGAAGUUAAUGGAGUGCACUGAUGCACUGGGAUGUGACGGUGGGCCUGUGUGACACUCAGAGACAAAGUCUUAUGAUUACAAAACCAGAAAGUGGCAGCGAUUGUAAAGUGCUGAGGUGAUGGAGUACUUUAACCUGAGCCGUAAAACACUCGGACUUAGAAAGCAGACAGGCCACAAGUUGGCAUGCAGUUGUUAUGUUCAGCUGCUCUGCAGUUGAUACUAAACCCUCAAGAUGAGCGGCUGUAUAUUUUUCUAUGCACUGAUUCAGGUCUCCUCACUGCCAGCUGUUAGAAUGAAAAGAUUCAGUUUUAUUUCUACAGUUUUUGAUUCAUCAGUUCAUCUGCCUCACAUUUUACACAGUUUGCUACAUUUUCAGCCAUCUUUUGGAUAUGUGAAACCUGGAGACUCUGUGUUAUAUCUAACUGUUUAUGUUUGAAUUUCUGAAGGGAUAUUAUUCGGGAGAAAAGUCCUGUGCCUAGAAAGUAGAAGGGAAAAAAUCGCGUGAAGAUUUCAAAUAAAUUUGAGCAAAAUGUCAAAUGAGUCUGAAGGACUGUGUUAGUGUUAUUGUAAUGAAAACAUUAAAGAACGUUGACUGUGUUAAUCAUCACCAUGUUCUCUUCUUUAUUGGGAAAUGGCCGUGAUUCCCAGAAUAGAGAAACUUGUUGCAGCUUUUAGAGGAAAGUCUGUGUCAUGAGAUUAGGAUCUGUUAAUGAGAGUUUUGUGAGCUUUCCCAUCUCAUCACUUCAACUCUGUGCUCCGAGGUUUCUCUGGUUUUCUGUUCAGAUCUGAUGAUGGUGAAACCGCCGAAUGGCAGAUUUUCUUAUUUUUUGCAAUGUUAAAAUAGUUGGGGGGAAAUUUUCCAUCGUCCCACUGAUCCGGAUCCGCAUCAAAAUUGAUUGGGUUCUUUUCUGACCCAUACCACACCACGUUUCAUUGUAAUCUGUCCUGCAGCAUCAUUCUGCAGACUAACAGACAGACAAUCAAACACUUGGGUUAAAUGGCAUUUGUAUUUAUCUUGUUCUGGAUUACCAUUAUCUUUAUAAUCAAUGUUCAUGUUAAAAGCACUUUGCACUAAUGUUGUAAUCUGUUUUCUUCUCACACUCCUGCAUAGUCAACACUCACAUUCCCUCCCAAUUAUAGCAAAGGCCCCAGAGCCAUUCACCGCUGUGUGUGUCUGUGUGUGUGUGAAAGUCACUUCAGUGUUUGUCCACCCACUGUGCCUUAUACACUCAGACAGCUGGAGCACAGCAGUGUACACAAAGACAGACCCAGAAAAUGUGCUGGCAGACACACUCUCAACCCACAUCUUUGCCAUCACACACAAACGGAUCAGGACCCCACACAAUACAGACUUAAGACACACAACAGUAAUGAAGCUGUCACAUAGAUGGAGGAUAUUUUUAUCUCGUUAUCCACAGAAGCCUUCACUGUCCUGUGACACACACCCACUGACACAGAUACGUGACAAUUGCAUGUUAAUGACAUCGUUCGUAUUGUAGGCAGGGCCAUUAUGUAAGAG
Messenger RNA from Platichthys flesus (European flounder), 3431 nucleotides. It is a transcript of the gene abhd15a, whose product is annotated as abhydrolase domain containing 15a. The transcript has 3 exons. The record is from RefSeq and is a predicted model, not a curated record. Gene Ontology annotation, molecular function: short-chain carboxylesterase activity; monoacylglycerol lipase activity. The coding region runs from base 365 to 1900 and encodes 511 amino acids. Lineage: Eukaryota; Metazoa; Chordata; Actinopteri; Pleuronectiformes; Pleuronectidae.